AUGCAAAACGACACACCACAUCCACAGCAGGUCUCAACACCCGCGCCCAUUCCACCGAUCAUAGUCACUGCGCCUGAGACACACAUCACGCAUACUCCAAAGAAAGCCACCAGAAAGAAGCCAAUGACGACGUCAAAUAACCUAACUGUGUUCGAACCUCGACUUUUCGCUCUCAUGCCGGAAGCCGUAGCGAAAGAGCUUAUCAACACUAUGCGCUUGAUCCUCACAGUAGGCGGUCGUAAACAGCGUCUGCUUAAUGUGAGGAGGCAGAAGAUUAAAGACUUGCUUCAGAAGCUAAACAACAAUGAGGUCAUCAAGGUGUACAGUGAAUUUGCGAGUGCGCACGAGCAGGCGGAGGAGAGAUUGACGUUCAAAUUGCCCUUGAUCGAGGAACUAGAUGGUGGGGACGAGGAGGUAAAGGAGCUUGAGGAAGCGCACGAUGACAUUGAAUCUCAUGACGCACAAGAGGAGACUAUCGAAGAUCAAGCUGCUUUCAACAGUAAGAUGCAGGAGAAAAGUGGACUCGGAGUUACCCAGAAUCCAGAUGUCGACAUGGAAGGCAUACCUUCACCAACACUACAAGGUUUUGCGACUCGCUAUGUCAACUCAGAGACAGCGCCUUCGCCGUCAGUACUAACGCUGCAGCUUCCCCUAAUCAGGCCUAUAGGUGUAGCGUGCGAGAAGCACACCAAUGGCACCUGCACGGUUAUACCAAUCCAGAACCCGGAAGCUUUCCCUAAAAUGGACAUCCAAGAGGUUCAAGCCAAGUACUACCCAGCCGCACGCUUUAUCGACAUGUGCAUGCACCGUGAUGAGAACAACGAGGUCACCCAAGUGACAGCGACUUUGGAUAAGGGCCCAGUCGACCAUCUUAUCAUCAAUGAUACACGUAUCAUCAAUUUACUAGGUCUCCAUCAAUCACCAUACGAUACGAUCUGUCUCCAGCACAAUCCUCGCUUCGACGAGACAUACCAGAUUCAUGUCCAGCCAGGUCAAGCACCGCAUAAUCCGAAGGCUUGGAUCGUUGGCGAGCUGGCAUCAGCACGGCACCCAUAUCUUUACUGGUUGGACAGCCGGCAGAACAUAGACCCGAGAGCACCACCUAUCGCAGCAGAAAUUAAAACUUUGGCACCUAAGAUAGGUCGUAGGGCCUGGGACGUCUGGAGAGAAAUUGAGAAGUAUUGGAACCUGGAGCAGGGUAGUGGUGGUAGGCAUUACCGAGAGAACAGGAUGGUGUAUCUGGGGAAGGAUCCGACGUAUGGCAAAGGUGAAGAAAGAAGGUCGCGGAGGAGUAUGUGGAGGUAA
Messenger RNA from Alternaria atra, 1305 nucleotides. RefSeq lists its product as uncharacterized. The coding region runs from base 1 to 1305 and encodes 434 amino acids. The record is from RefSeq and is a predicted model, not a curated record. NCBI's taxonomy places the organism in Eukaryota, Fungi, Ascomycota, Dothideomycetes, Pleosporales, Pleosporaceae. The transcript has a single exon.